This is a messenger RNA of Alosa sapidissima (American shad), 3290 nucleotides long. It is a transcript of the gene atl2, whose product is annotated as atlastin GTPase 2. The coding region runs from base 470 to 2305 and encodes 611 amino acids. Lineage: Eukaryota; Metazoa; Chordata; Actinopteri; Clupeiformes; Clupeidae. The record is from RefSeq and is a predicted model, not a curated record. Gene Ontology annotation, biological process: endoplasmic reticulum organization; protein homooligomerization. The transcript has 13 exons. Gene Ontology annotation, molecular function: GTP binding; GTPase activity.
AAUUAACAAUAGAUGGUGUAUCAAAGCCAAGACUUGGAAAUAGCCUACUUGAAUUGACAUUAUUCUACGCUGCCAAGAAUGCAGAAUGUGAGCCCUUUCUUUUGCGCGUGUCAAUCUCAAGAGGGAGCUAAUGUCUUUGAUAAUGAAGGUAUAUUUGUUGUUUAAAUCAGAUCAGCAUAAUUAAUGUUUUGACGUUGACCGCUUUUUUGUGGAACAUUUCUCCCUGGCUUGUUUGUCCUUGCCGCUUUGCUGGUUUGCACUAGUUUUGACUGUUUGACAGGCGGCCAGCUUGAGGUCAGUUGGCUGUCCGCCUGAGUCGCGCUUCACAGUGGACUUCAGAUUGUUUUGUUUUUUUCUACGUAGGGACCAAAAUUUGCCAUAUUUAGACUCGCGACUUAACGGAUCCAGGCUUAUCGCGGCUCGCGGAUAAAGUGCAAGGGUUAGCAGAGACUCGUGCCGGGAAUAGAACAUGACUCGUGAGCCUGUUAUGACUGGUGUUGAGGAUGUUCCUAUGCUGAUACCACCACCCCAAGUGCCCAAGGGGGUGAACAUGAGGACCUGCCAGGUGGUUGAAGCCCCGUUAGCCGAAGUGGAGGGCUUCAUAGAUGAUGACGACGAGCCUAUUCUGUUAGAGAAGUGUUCUGCCCCUCUGGAGGUGGAGGCAGAACCGGAAGAGAAGCCAGAACCGGAGCCAGAGAAGGCUGGACCGGAGCCAGAGAAGGCUGGACCGGUGCAGGUAGUGGUGGCGCAUGAGGAUGACCACGGCUUUGAGCUGGAUGCGGCGGCUUUGGAGAGCAUCCUGAUGCAGGAGCACGUGCGGGACCUCAACGUGGUGGUGCUGUCCGUGGCCGGAGCUUUUCGGAAAGGCAAGUCCUUCCUGCUGGACUUCAUGCUGCGCUACAUGUAUAGUCAGUCCACUAGCUCAUGGAUGGGGGGGAAUGACGACCCUCUAACUGGCUUCACCUGGAGGGGGGGCUGUGAGCGAGAGACCACAGGUAUCCAGGUGUGGAGUGACGUGUUUGUGGUGGACAAACCAGAUGGCAGUAAGGUGGCUGUUCUCCUAGUGGAUACGCAGGGAGCCUUUGACAGCCAGUCCACCAUCAAAGACUGUGCCACGGUGUUUGCUCUCAGCACAAUGACCAGCUCUGUACAGGUCUACAAUCUUUCCCAGAAUAUUCAAGAGGAUGACUUGCAACAUCUUCAGCUGUUCACGGAGUAUGGCAGACUGGCGUUGGAGGAGAUCUACGAGAAGCCUUUUCAGAAACUAAUGUUCUUGAUCAGAGACUGGUGUUACCCUUACGAGCACAGGUAUGGGCUGGAAGGAGGCAAUGGUUUCCUGGAUCGACGGCUUCAGGUGACGCAGAACCAGCAUGAGGAGCUGCAGAACGUCCGUAAGCACAUCCACGCCUGCUUCUCCUCUAUCGACUGCUUCCUGCUGCCCCAUCCAGGCCUCAAGGUCGCCACCAACCCCAACUUUGAUGGCAGGCUGAAGGACAUCGAUGACGAGUUUAAGAGCACUCUACAGGAACUGGUGCCUCUGCUGUUGGCUCCUGAGCACCUGGUGGAGAAGGAGAUCAAUGGAGCCAAGGUCACCUGCAGAGACCUGCUCGAGUACUUCAAGGCUUACAUCAAGAUCUACCAGGGGGAGGAGCUGCCCCACCCCAAAUCUAUGUUACAGGCGACUGCUGAGGCCAACAACCUGACUGCUGUGGCUGCUGCCAAGGACACCUACAGUAAAGGCAUGGAGCAGAUCUGCGGCGGCACCAAGCCAUACAUCGCGCCCUCUGACCUGCAUCGCUACCACGAGCAGCUGAAGGAGACGUCCGUCCGACAGUUCCGCGCAGUCAAGAAGAUGGGCGGCGCCGAGUACUGCCAGCGCUACCAGGACCAGCUGGAGACGGAGCUGGACGAGCUGUACGCCAACUUCAUCAAGCACAACGACAGCAAGAACAUCUUCUACGCCGCACGCACCCCCGCCACGCUCUUCGCCGUCAUGUUCGUGGCCUACGUCAUCUCCACGGUGACGGGCUUCAUUGGCCUGUCGGCCAUCGCCGCGCUGGCCAACCUGGUGAUGGGCGUGUCGCUGAUGUCGCUGUGCGCCUGGGCGUACGUGCGCUACUCGGGCGAGUACAGGGAGGUGGCCGAGGCCAUCGACAUCACAGCGGAGGCCCUGUGGGAACAGGUGCUGAAGCCUCUGACGGAGCAGUACAUGGAGGAUAAUAUCAGACAGACUGUAGUGAACUCAAUAAGAGCCAGUUUAACGGAGCCCUUGGCCAAUCCCGGUGCAAAGUUAAAACCCAACUGACCUCCGACCCUCGAGACACAACCUCCGCCCUCUAGCUGUGUGUGUGUGAAUGGGAGAGAAGAAAACAGAAUGGACUUCAUCUCAUAGUGGAACUAAAACCAAAGUUUACACUCAACACCUGGACCUGUCUAGUUGUCAAUCCCCCCAGCCCCUCUCCAAUGCUGGCAAAUCAAACUGACCACACACACUCACCCACUCACACACACACUCACUCACUCAUGCAUACACACAGAUCUACUGACUCCACUUUCACAUAGAUUGACUCCAUCUUGUGCAUAGAGACAAACUGACCUAUAUACGCUCGUUUGUUAGUGACGCAUACUGAAACCAGAAGACCCUGUUCUGCCAAGUACGGUGUUAACGGUGCCAUGACAACCAUUAACCUGAGCCCUUAUCUCUGAGGGCCUUGUUUAUUUUCUGUUUAUUUUCUAUUUGUUUUGCCUUUUUCUGUUCUCACUGUCAGCCUUGUAAACAAGUAUAGAUAAACUCACAGACCGGCAGAUGCAGAGUACAGACUUCGAGGUAGAGGCAUACUGUCACGACUCGACCAGUGGUCGUUGUGUUGACGUGUAUCAUCAGAAGGCUCGGCACCAAAAUCCAUCCAAGGCUCGUUUGCGUGAAGCUCUCCAUUGUACAGUUGCUAGAAAAUCAUGUUAAUUUGUAUCAUAGAUGACAGCGCAUGUACAUGAAUGUAUAAAUCCAUGAUUUUUGUAUCAUUUUUGUAGAUGACUGUAGGUGAGUGUGAAGUUUGUCUGGCGCGUUCUUUGAUUCGGUGCGGUGGAGACCAGUGUUGUCUUUUGUUAUCUUUUGUUCUAAGCCCCGCCCCUGACCCCACCCCUUCCACAAGCUCCAAUCAGAAGCCACUUUUCUGAGGGCCGAGAGUAGCGGAUUGGUGGACGCAGGGUUGGGGUUCAUCUGGCCUUUUAAAAGCUGCACCCUGUAAUUUAUUUUUUAAAAGUUGAUUAAAAUACAUAUUUUAAAUUUA